This is a messenger RNA of Triticum dicoccoides, 517 nucleotides long. Its product is annotated as tRNA-specific adenosine deaminase TAD3-like. Lineage: Eukaryota; Viridiplantae; Streptophyta; Magnoliopsida; Poales; Poaceae. The record is from RefSeq and is a predicted model, not a curated record. The transcript has 2 exons. The annotation marks the transcript as partial.
UAGCUUUUCUGAUGCACUUUUCUCUUAAUGUUGCAGCACUGGUGGUUCAUCUGGAUUUAAAGAGGAUGAAUUACCAUCAAUAUUUGAUUGCAUGAGGACUGCUAUCCAGUUAUCAGAGGUGGGCAACACGGCCAUUAUUGUUGAUCCAUCAAGUAUGCAAAUAAUUUCAAAGGCUACAGAUCAAACACACCAGCAUGAUGCCUUCCAGAAAAGGAACAGAUGUGUCAAUGUGGAAGCAGAUGGUGGCCGCUCUUUGGCUGAAACAGCUGGGGCUAAUGAUGGCAGGUUGUUGCUGUCAAGCUCCCAUGUUCGCAAUGGCUUGAACAUGGAGGUCUCAUGUAUGGACCCGUGGGGAUGGACAAAACAGAGGUCUUCUGAGCAGAAGACUUUGUCCUCUGAAGGUGGUUUUCUUUGGCAUCCUCUGAGACAUGCUGCCAUAGUUGCCAUUGAAAAUGCUGCCGAGAGAGAUCGAAUGAUGUUCCAUACUUCAACUUCUCCAACAACCGAAUUAGACUUA